Messenger RNA from Cololabis saira (Pacific saury), 4472 nucleotides. RefSeq names its product regulatory factor X, 1b (influences HLA class II expression) (gene rfx1b). Lineage: Eukaryota; Metazoa; Chordata; Actinopteri; Beloniformes; Belonidae. Gene Ontology annotation, biological process: regulation of transcription by RNA polymerase II. The record is from RefSeq and is a predicted model, not a curated record. The coding region runs from base 175 to 2709 and encodes 844 amino acids. The transcript has 18 exons. Gene Ontology annotation, molecular function: RNA polymerase II cis-regulatory region sequence-specific DNA binding; DNA-binding transcription factor activity, RNA polymerase II-specific. Gene Ontology annotation, cellular component: nucleus.
AGCAACAGUUGCCCCGGUGAAGGCUCGGCGCCAUAGCCACGGUAGUCCUGGUGACAAGAGCCCAGCAACCGGAGUAUACAACAACAACCACCGAGAUAUAUGGAAAUACUUUAACGACUAUUAGGGACAAUAUCUGGAACAGAAAGAACUAGUGCUUCAAAAGCAUUGGUUGCCAUGGCAACUUGUGGGUACUCCGAGGACCUUCAGCCUCAGCAGGCUGACGCAGUAACCAUAGCAACGCCUACUGCCACCACACCCUCAUCUGCAAAGACUGCACACUUCCUGUCCGAGAUCCCUGCAGCCUCUGGAACGGUUUCAUCAGUUAACCCGUCAGCCGCCGCCUCCAAAACAGGACAGGAUGCACUUUGUUCUCAAGCGCCGCCCACCCAGGCCCAAAGCCACAAGGCAGUGGUCCUGACUACCCCCGCGCAGCAAUUUGUGAGCCCUGAGAUUCAACACUCCUCCGUCCAGAAGAGUAAUGGACCGAGCAACUCGCCUCAGUACAUCAUAGUAACUGUCACAGAGGGCUCUGUUCACUCCAAUGACAGUCUGUCAGAUUCCAGCCCACCUGCCCCUGGUGUCCCCACACAAGUGGUCCAGCCUGUGCAGACCAGCUCGCAGAGGUCAGUGUUGCAGGCGGUGUCGCAGGCAGCCAAGAGGAUUCAGACAGGCCACAUCAGCAACCUCCAGCCUGUGCAUUUAAACCAGGAGGUGGCGCAGGUGUAUUCUGGCCAGGUGCAGUAUGUGGACGGAGCAGGGGACUCAACAUUCACCACACCCACUAUUCGAUCAGGCAGCUAUCCCUUCUCCGACUCGGCGCUCUAUUCCCAGACCACUCCCACGUCUUCCUCCAGCUUCUACGAGGCCACGCCCAGCUCUGAGUCAGACAUCGGCGGAUCUGUGACCUCACAGGCGGUUUCUGUGGCAACAGCAGGAGUCAAUAGCGGGGCUGCUGCAGUUACGGGAGGAGGGGGGUACGUUAUUCAGGGAGGAUACGUGUUGGGAGGAGGAGCAGCAGCAGGUGUAGGAGGGCAGAGUUACUCCAGCCCCAACUCUCGCGCCCCACCUGCAACUGUGCAAUGGUUGUUGGACAAUUACGAGGGGGCGGAGGGGGUGAGUUUACCUCGCUGCACCCUCUACUACCACUACCUGCUGCACUGUCAAGAGCAGAAACUAGAGCCAGUAAAUGCUGCAUCUUUUGGCAAACUCAUCAGGUCUGUCUUCAUGGGUUUACGCACACGGAGAUUAGGAACCAGAGGAAAUUCAAAGUACCACUACUAUGGUCUGAGGAUCAAGUCUGGGUCUCCUCUCCUCCGACUGAUGGAUGAACAACACCACAUGGCCAUGAGGCAACAACCUUUCUCACAGAAAAACAGGAUAAAGGCAGUUCAGAAGACACAGGGCAUUGCCAAUGGGACAUCAGGCAGUGCAGCUCAACAGCAGACGGCACUCUGUGAUAUUUCGGCCCAGGUGCACCAGUAUCAGCAGUUCCUAGAGGCAACAAAACCACUGCCAGACUUUGUGGAAAUUGAUCUGCAAAAUCAAAGCCUGCCCGAUGGGAUCCUCUUAGAACACCUCAAGGCCUUUCAGAGUCUCUACAGAGAACACUGUGAGGCUGUCCUGGAUGUCAUGAUCAACCUGCAGUUCACUCUUGUGGAGACAUUGUGGAAAUCCUUCUGGCGGUUCAGCCAGAGCAAUGAUACAGAAUCACUCAACCUACACAAUGAGUCUGAGAAACGUUUGCCCAAAUCCUGCCUGGUGGUGCUGUGCAAGUUUGAACCAGUGCUACGCUGGACAAAAGAGUGUGACAACCUGCUGUACCAGUCCCUGGUGGAGAUCCUCAUCCCUGAUGUGCUGAGACCCAUCCCCAGUGCCUUAACUCAGGCCAUCCGUAACUUUGCCAAGAGUCUGGAGAAUUGGCUGACAGGUGCCAUGAUGAACAUCCCAGAGGAGAUGGUUCGCAUCAAGGUGGUGUGUGUAAGCUCCUUCUCUCAGACGCUUCGUCGCUACACCAGCCUGAACCAUCUGGCCCAAGCUGCCCGUGCCGUACUCCAGAACUCGGCUCAGAUCAACCAGAUGCUCUCUGAUCUCAACCGAGUCGAUUUCACCAACGUACAGGAGCAGGCAUCCUGGGUGUGUCAGUGUGAAGACCGCGUGGUCCAGCGGCUGGAGCAGGACUUUAAAGCCACGCUCCAGCAGCACAACUCUCUGGAACAGUGGGCCACCUGGCUGGAUGGCGUCGUCUCCCAGGUGCUAAAACCCUAUGAGCACAACCGUGUCGCCCUGCCCAAGGCUGCCAAAGUUUUUCUACUCAACUGGUCCUUCUAUAGCUCCAUGGUCAUCCGGGAUCUGACUCUGCGCAGCGCUGCUAGUUUCGGCUCCUUCCACCUGAUCCGCUUGCUGUACGACGAGUACAUGUACUACCUGAUCGAACACAGGGUGGCCAAGGCUAAAGGAGAGACGCCCAUAGCCGUCAUGGGAGAAUUUGCCAGCAGCAUUAAGAACAGAAACUCUUCAGACUUGGAAAAAGAAGAAGAGGAGGAGGAGGAGGAAGAGGAGAGCGAGGAGGAAAACGGAGAGAUAGUGCUACAGUCCAGCUCUCUGAGCAGAGUCAGCGAGGAGAAGGAGCUGAUGGAGCCGCCUGCCAAACAGCCCAGGAUAAAUCUGAACGUGCACACUCCACCUGAGACACACAGCGCACCGCAUUAGCAGCUCGUCUGGGUCCUGAACGUAACUCUAUACGCCUUUUCUUUAACAUGAUAUUAUCCAUCCCCAACCCUUUCUAUCACUCUUUAGGCUUCUGGUUUGAAUUGUGUGUGCGCUUGCCUGUUGUGUGUGUAAAACAUGUAAGAAAGUGGAAGAGCCCAUUGAUAUUUUUUUUACUGUGUAUGUUUGUGCUGGAUUAUUUUUCCUUUCUCUUUGCCUUCACUUGAUCACUUACAGCCCUUCCUUCAUUUCCUGUGCCUUCCCAGCCUGACCUAUAAUUAAAGUGUAUUAUAUUCAAUUAAGAAAAAUCACGAUACUGUCAUUGUAUCAUCACUGGUUCCUUUCCCUGCCUUAAUCACUGACCUGACUGCUGUUGAGAGAAACCUCCCAGUGUUCUUCGUCGUCCUUUUAAACACAAAAACAUCUCUUGGAUUGCCAUUAACGCAAUGACUUUGUAGACAGAACAGGAGCUAAAGGAAUUGCACUGUUGAAAAUACUCAUGUGAGAGUAGCGUCUGGAAUCAUACUGCAACAGGAAUUUAGUUGGCACAUGGUUGUGGAUUCACUGUCCCUCGUGGAUGCCAUAUUUUACUCUUGAUGUAAACUCAUGAAUUUGGUCAUCUGACUGACACUCUGUGCCUUUGAGAGAUUUUACCCUGAAAACGGUUUUAUUCUAUACUUAUAUACAUAUAUAUAUCUAUAUUCUGUAUUGGUAGAUUAAUAAAUUAAGGUCCUGUGAUCAUGUGAUCCUGGUGUCAUGAAAGUAGGUGUAAAAAAAGAAAGAAAAGUUACAUGAAAACAGAAUUCUUGCCUCAUUGUGAGGAUUUUACCCCGUUUGUUGUUUUCAUCUUUACUUUCAUUGUGCACCUGUUACCUAUUUUUUUUAAAGUUCAUGAAUGCUUUUUUAUAGUUAAUUGAAAGACAGUCUCUUCACAAACACAUUUUCCAAAAUGCGCAGGAACUUACCUGGGCUAUAGCACAAGGCCAAAGCUUAUCCCUCCUUAUCAGGUGCAUUAACUUUACCGUAUCCAUAGCAACCUUCGGCUCAACUCAAUGUAUUAAACUAUUUUGAAUUUUUUUAGGGAUAAAAGUAUAUGUUUAUAUUCUAGUUAUAUAUAUAUACUGUGGAUAAUCUAUAUUAUGUAUCUGUUGUGAUAACUUCAGAUCAGAAAAAGACAGAACAGCUUGGAAAAUGGAAAAAGAAAGCAACAAGUAAAGUUUUUAAAAUUUUGCUUCAUUGCAGACAAUGUCAAGUCAAAAUAUUUUAUGUUUUUAUUUUUCCUCCAUUUUUCAUUGAUACUUUUUCCUGUUUGGGGCUGUACAUCCAAAUGUGUUGUUUAACCAUUGUUGCCUUUCCUGUGUUGGUGUAGGAGUCUACCAUCAGCAGACUCCCUCCAAAGAGCACGUGUGACACCAGCACAUCCCACAUGGUGUCAGCAGAGCUGGCUACGAUUUGAAUUUUGGGAAUGACUGAAAAAAAUAUAUAUAUUGUAAUAGUAGUUGAUGUUUUGCAGAACCUUGUGACAACCACAAUCUCACCAAAGAGUAUUAGACAUGGGGGGGAAAACAAAGUUAUAUUUACGUUUAAACACAGGAUAGGACACAUGUCAAUGUCAUAAAAACUGCUACUGAUUUUGUACCUGAAUUGUAAGGUGGAUUAUUUUUUUUCUUUCUAAAUUUUGCCUUCUUGAUGUCAUGCCGAAGACCUUUGUGAUAAAUGUUUGUAGCUUUAUUCUUGCUUUCAACUAAAGAGAUGUGAUUUUUAAA